UAGGGAGUGGUUCAUGGUGCCCCACCCCUGCCGCAGUAUCUUUAUUAAUUUGUUUCACUGAGUUUAGUCAACAUGCACUUGAGGUUUCAGAUCAUAAGACACAAAUUGGAGACUCUUUCUUUCACAGAGACAAGUCACACAGCAUCAUGAGCCUCAGCAGAUGCCUGCUGGAACCAACGGAGGUUAGAGAAUUUAUAAAGCAGUGUAUGCUGGCAGUGGGCACAAAAGAUAGUCAUGCCAGCAGCCUAGCAGAUGUUCUGGUUGAGGGAGACUUGCGCGGCCAUUACAGCCACGGACUCAACCGUAUGGAUUUAUAUGUAAAGGAGACUCGAGCAGGAAUCUGUGCGAAGGAGGGUGAGCCGGUGGUGGAAAAGGAGUCAGUGGCUACAGCGCUUGUAAAUGGGAAGAACCUCCUGGGUCCAGUUGUGGGAAACUUCUGCAUGAGUUUAGCUCUGAAGAAAGCACGAGACGUGGGCAUCGGCUGGGUCGUGGCUUACGACUCCAACCAUUUUGGCAUCGCUGGCUAUUAUUCCUUGCAAGCACUGAAACAGAACAUGAUUGGCAUGUGCUACACUAAUACCUCGCCUCUAGUGGUUCCUACACGAGGUAAAGAGUGCACAUUGGGGACAAACCCUAUUAGUGUAGUAGCUCCUGCUAAGGAUGGAGACAGCUUUGAGCUGGACAUGGCAACCUCGGCUGUUGCUCUCGGAAAGGUGGAGCUUCAUUCACGUAAUGGCCAAUCUAUCCCAGAGGGAUGGGGUUGUGAUGCCAAUGGUCUUCCCAGUUCUGACCCUAAGGCAGUGCUGUCCGGAGGAGGCCUGGUACCUGUGGGUGGCAGUGAGACGACAGGAGGUUAUAAGGGUUAUGGACUUGGACUAAUGGUGGAGGUGUUCUGCGGGAUUCUUUCUGGCUCGAACUACAGCAAAUAUAUACGCACAUGGAGAAUGACUGACAAAAGAGCAAACCUGGGUCAGUGCUUUGUGGCAUUAAACCCAGAAUUCUUUGCUGAUGGAUUCAAUGACAGAAUGUCUGAUCUGCUGUCUCUACACAGGAACACUGAGCCAGCAGACCCACAGAGACCAGUACUGGUCCCAGGAGACCCAGAGAGGAAACAUAACCAGACCUGCCGUGAGCUGGAUGGCAUCCCGUACUCCUUGAGUGUGGUCAAGCACAUGAAUGAGGUUGCCAGCACUUUGGGAGUGUCUCUUCUGCUGCCAACCCACAGACUCAUCCAGUAAAAUGGCAGCUCAGGUGGUGCUAGAGUACUUUUGGAUCACUCCAUAAACUUCGAUGCUGUGAGACGCAAACAACACAAAGAGACUGAUGAGUGUUGAUCUGAACAAGUAGAAGAAGAAGAAGAAACAGUAGCCUUUAUUUGUCAUUUAUAAAUUACAGAACAGUGAAAUUCUUUUCUGCACAUACUUUUUAUGAAAAUGUGGUCAGUGACAAUUGCAAUCUUUAAAAUAUGAUGUUUAACCACGUAAAAUUAUUCAGGAGUUACACAAAAUACACAAGAGAAUAUUCACAAAAUGUACCCAUGUUUUUUAUAUAUAUUUUAUUUUGAUUUUUAAGCAUCACUCAUUUGUCUCAUAUAGUGAUUUGGGUUUUUGGGUUUUCCACGUGAUCACAUUUUACACACAUAAUAUAAGGGAAAAAUCCUUGUUUUCCUUGUCAAGUGUCCAAAUUAAUAUUAAAAAUUAUAAUAUAAAAAUAAAAAUUAAUAUAACAAUUUGUCUGAAAGCAUUAAAAUGUCUUGGGUCUUGUGGUCAGAUGAGAUGAAAAUUAAAAACUUGAAACAACAAUUUAAGCUUUAAAUAAAAUACAUGUUAGUGGGGUGGCAAAAGAUCCAUUGACCUGCAUCCCUAUUAUCUGUAUCUACAUUACACCGUUUGGCCCUUGAGCAAGGCCCCCAACCCAAGCUGCUCAAGGGGCACUGUAUCAUAGCUGACCCUGCGCUCUGACCCUAACCUCCAAGGAUGGGAUAUGUGAAGAAAGAAUUUCACUGUGCAGUAAUGUAUAUGUGACAAAUAAAGACAAAUUUUCAAUUUAAGUCCUUAAAUAUAAAGGUGCUAAUCAUUUCAGAUACAAGUGUUUUUCAGGACAAGGAGGUUUAUAAAGUUUGGAAUCUUAAAGUAAAUCUAUACAACAUUUUAAUAAAUCAAACAAAAUAUCACUGUUAUGUGUUACUGUAUAUUUUUCCAGUUAUUCUAGAGAUAACUGUAUAAAGGCAAUAUUUUUAAAACAGCGGCAUCGUGUGGUGGCACAUGGAAUUACAGCUAAAUGCUCAAAUCACUGAUAUUACACUUUCUAUCAAAUUAUACAGUUCCAAAAUAAAUCAUUAUUUUAAUUCUA
This is a messenger RNA of Hemibagrus wyckioides, 2352 nucleotides long. RefSeq lists its product as uncharacterized. The coding region runs from base 147 to 1238 and encodes 363 amino acids. The transcript is spliced from 12 exons. The record is from RefSeq and is a predicted model, not a curated record. NCBI's taxonomy places the organism in Eukaryota, Metazoa, Chordata, Actinopteri, Siluriformes, Bagridae. Gene Ontology annotation, molecular function: oxidoreductase activity.